AUGGAGGUGCCAACCCUUCCGCCGAGCCAUGAGUCCGAAGCGCCAACCUCUCCGGGCCGCUCGAAGCCAAUCCCCAAGCCAGAUCGAGAAGUCACAAAGGGCCCCAACGGACGUUUUGUUUGCACCUACGAGAACUGCACGGAGGAGAUCCGAGAUUUUGGGAGAAAGUGCGAGUGGUCGAAACACAUGGAUAAACACGAUCGACCAUACAAGUGUCCAGCCGAGGGUUGCGAAAAACUGCCAGGCUUCACGUAUUCCGGUGGCCUCCUUCGACACGAGCGCGAGGUACAUAACAAACACGGCGGACCAAGAAAACAACUGAACUGCCCACACCCGAACUGCAAGCGCCACACCGGAAAAGGUUUUUCGCGUCAAGAGAACUUAAAUGAGCAUCUGAGGCGGGUCCAUACUGAUACUAGCCUUCAAGAUGGCGAACUCACAGAGGAUGAUGAAGAUAACAAGACUGGUCAGAAGAGAAAACGUAGCGGAAUGGCUCGAGGGAGCAGUGAUGAUCUUCGCGAAGAGAUGAAGCGCCUGAAGGCCGAGAACGAGGAGUUAAGACGACAAUCAGAGGCGCAAAAUGCCCAGACUAAUGAGAUGAUGCGCCAAAUUCAACAGGUUCGUCUUCCACAUCUCCUUGACCAGAGAACUGCGGCUGACAACGAGGAACAGUUACAGCAAGCCCAACUUCAGGCUCAGCUUCAGCAUUCGCGUAUGCCGCCGGCCAGCAUGCUUUGA
This is a messenger RNA of Amorphotheca resinae ATCC 22711, 738 nucleotides long. RefSeq lists its product as hypothetical. The transcript has 2 exons. Gene Ontology annotation, cellular component: nucleus. Bases 1 to 738 code for a protein of 245 amino acids. Gene Ontology annotation, biological process: regulation of transcription by RNA polymerase II. NCBI's taxonomy places the organism in Eukaryota, Fungi, Ascomycota, Leotiomycetes, Helotiales, Amorphothecaceae. The record is from RefSeq and is a predicted model, not a curated record.